AUUGACAUGUGAGAAACUUUUUCUUUAAACACUGUAAACAUUGUAAUCGUAAAGUGAACACUGAGUGUCGUAAAAAUGCAACAUGGCGACCGCAAUGACAGGACGUGGUAUGGCUUUAAUUAGGAAUAUUCACGGGGUUUUAUAUUCAAGGUUACAGGUCCUAGGUGGUGGCCCCCAGCAGCUCUCAUGUCUCCACACCAGCAGCUCUCUGGACUCAAAGAACUGGGAGAGGAGAAACCUGAAGGUGUAUCCACCUCAGCUACCAGAUGAGCCCCGCAGACCAGCAGAAAUUCACCACAGCAGGAGGCAGAUCAAAUACAGCAAAGACAAGAUGUGGUACCUGGCUAAAAUGAUCCGAGGGAUGAGCGUCGAUCAGGCUAUUGCACAACUGGAGUUUAACGACAAAAAGGGGGCGAAGAUCAUGAAAGAGGUUCUUCUGGAAGCUCAGGAGAUGGCGGUCAGAAAUCACAACGUAGAGUACAAAUCCAACCUGUAUGUAGCUGAGUCGUACUCCGGCAAAGGGAUGUACCUGAAGCGGAUCCGUUACCAUGGCCGCGGCAUGUUUGGCAUCAUGGACAGAGUUUACUGUAACUUCUUCGUAAAGCUGGUGGAGGGGUCGCCUCCUAAAAAAGAGGAGAGCACAAGCUUUGACCAGGCCAAAGAGUACGUCCAGAACCUCAAGAACAGAACCAUUAUUCAUGGCCUGUAGAUUGUCUGAUCGGAGAGUACUUCACGUCUUUUCACCGUAUGUCUUUGUGUGUUUGUCAUUGACAUUUGUAAAUAAACAAAUGAGAUAAUGA
Notolabrus celidotus (New Zealand spotty) is the source of this 800-nucleotide messenger RNA. RefSeq names its product mitochondrial ribosomal protein L22 (gene mrpl22). Gene Ontology annotation, cellular component: ribosome; mitochondrial large ribosomal subunit. The transcript has 7 exons. The record is from RefSeq and is a predicted model, not a curated record. Lineage: Eukaryota; Metazoa; Chordata; Actinopteri; Labriformes; Labridae. Gene Ontology annotation, molecular function: structural constituent of ribosome. Gene Ontology annotation, biological process: ribosome assembly; translation. The coding region runs from base 83 to 709 and encodes 208 amino acids.